AUGUGCAGAGUUACUUCCUACGGCUACUCUUGCGGACACACCCGCAUGGUCACGGACUCGUCCGCGUGCUCCGUCCCAGGCGGCCGCAACUGUGUCAUCGUCAACAUGGGCGUCAGGCAGCUGAACUACCCAUGCAACUCUUGCAACCUGCCGCGAGCCGGUGGCGGCAGCAGCAGCAAGUCCGGUGGUGGCAAGUCGGGUGGCAAGAAGUCGAGCAAGCGAUAA
This is a messenger RNA of Diaporthe citri, 225 nucleotides long. RefSeq lists its product as uncharacterized. The transcript is spliced from 2 exons. The coding region runs from base 1 to 225 and encodes 74 amino acids. Lineage: Eukaryota; Fungi; Ascomycota; Sordariomycetes; Diaporthales; Diaporthaceae. The record is from RefSeq and is a predicted model, not a curated record.